CGAAGGUGCCUCUUUGCACACUAAUUUGGACUCGCAUUAAAUUCGAGAUUUGCCAAAGGCGUGAACCUCUGGAACCUCUCGACAUUUCUGAAAGAUGGAAGCGAGGUUUCUCCACUAUAUGCCUCAUCCUUCAAGCGAUAUCGCUACAAGGGAUGAGGCUGCCGCAAUGGCCGCUUAUUAUAUUGCAGCCUGGAAGGAUGGAAAUGAGAAUGUUUCCUACUUUAUGCUUCAGCAGGCUAUAGAUCAGCAAUGGCUGGCGUUUUUAACUGUGACCGAAGAUGUCACUGUUCGAAUUCUGAGCAUUGGGAGAUCGAUUUUGAAGGCGCAACUUGCAGCGAAGUGGCUCAAGAUCGCACUUCAAGUGGUUGAAACCAGGGCGAAACCAGAAUCUAUAUCAAGCGCCCAGGAUGAUGAGCAACGUUCAGGGUCCCUCCCAACCACACUAAUUAAGCAGCUUAAUUUUCCUGGUGAGGAUCGAACCGAAUCGGGGUCUCCGUCCAAGGAGAUCGUGGAGGAGUUCCGGCAACUCCAGUGGAUGAAAACUGCUAUCCUGAAACGCCGAAAUGCGAGCGACACAGAAUUCCGGGAAGUGUUGCAAGGGCUCCUGCACUCCAUCGAGUUCAGUGAGGAGUGCAUAAACGACUUCCUUCAAGAGAUGUCAGCGCUUGCAGAAGCCCGCCCCAAUCAUGCCUUGCGUGACGUCAAUGGACAUUCUUUCAUUGAUAAAAUCCGAUUUCAUCUCAAGGCCGACGCGAAUCAACAGCGAGCCACGUUGGAGAUUGGGUCGGCCUGUGACGACACCGCUGGCCGGCCUGGCUUCCAAUUCGGAAAGCGCCUGCUCGAGCAUGUCAAAGUACUUUGGGAUAUGGGCGAUAAACUAUACAACUCCAACAAAUGGUCACGAGCAGUACGCUGGUACUGUCUAAGCUCACACGAAAUAUUUGCUCGUGCCGUCGCUCCUGUGACCCUGGGAGAGUAUUCCCAGGCGGUGGACUGCCUUCAAAGAUGUCAAGCUGAUGGCACCACAAAUGAGGCUGCCACACAUUACCUCUCCUUUUUGGCGGCGAUACAUCAGGCUGCCGAAGCAAUCACGAGGCUCCUUGCCCAUGAAAAGCAACUACGGCUAUCCUUGCUGCAUUCUUUGUUGGAAACGUCAGAUAACGCACCUGUUGCAAACGGAGGAUCCGAGGGAAUCCUGUUGUCACGGUGCAUCAUCGGACUCACUAUUGAUUUGUUAAAGGAGCCGGCAGCGGAGAUGCAAGUAGUCAGAUGCCUUAAUCUAGUACAUAUACUAAAUUUAGUUCACAAGUCCUGUUUUGGUAGACACUUUGAUGAAGCAGUUGCGCAAAGUCCUAGUCGCAAUUUCCAAAAAAGAUGAGGCGAUGAUUGUCAAGGAUCUAUCGUGGCUAUGGCGUACCGCAUACAAUUGUGCCAUCGACGUGUCAACAGAAUGGAACAGCGAGAUUGUUGCCCAGUUAUUCGACAUAUCGAGGGAGUUUCUAGAAUUGUUUCGUGACGUGUCCAUGGAUGCCAAUGAUCCCGUGGUACACGCUCAUAUUGUUUUCGCUUCAUUUUCUUCCAUCUCAGCAAGAG
This is a messenger RNA of Cantharellus anzutake, 1593 nucleotides long. RefSeq lists its product as uncharacterized. NCBI's taxonomy places the organism in Eukaryota, Fungi, Basidiomycota, Agaricomycetes, Cantharellales, Hydnaceae. The record is from RefSeq and is a predicted model, not a curated record. Gene Ontology annotation, biological process: meiotic cell cycle. Bases 95 to 1378 code for a protein of 427 amino acids. The transcript is spliced from 19 exons.